Messenger RNA from Osmia bicornis bicornis, 427 nucleotides. Its product is annotated as AT-rich binding protein-like. Lineage: Eukaryota; Metazoa; Arthropoda; Insecta; Hymenoptera; Megachilidae. The transcript has 2 exons. Bases 59 to 427 code for a protein of 122 amino acids. The record is from RefSeq and is a predicted model, not a curated record.
UGCCUGCAGUAUAUAUAUAUAUAUAUAUUUCUUUUUGUUUUCUCUAUCAGAUCAACAAAUGUUCAGGGAUGUUCAGCUGCUGCUGCAGCAGCAGCAGGAACAGCAUCAUCGGGAAAUGCAGCUGCUGCAGCAACAGCAACAGCAGUUGCAGCAACUGAGGGAGGAGCUCCUCCCUCAGCAACAAGAGGAUCACCGACCGAGGGAGGAGCCCCUCUCACAGGUGCAAGAGAUGGAAUCCGGCGAGGAGGCGAAGCCACCGCGAAAAAGAGGAGUGGCGGCAGGGAGAUCACGGCGCCUGAGGGGUUACCGGGGGGGUCAGGGUAGGGGGGGAGGGGAACAGCAGGAAGGGGAAGGGGAAGGGGGGGCCGGGGUAAUAUUGUCAAGUUAUGUUUCUAUUAAUCAGGAUCCUGAACCAGGAUCUCCCUAG